Molecule: messenger RNA, 426 nt
Organism: Protopolystoma xenopodis
Lineage: Eukaryota; Metazoa; Platyhelminthes; Monogenea; Polystomatidea; Polystomatidae
Source: the annotation of a GenBank genome assembly
CUCGAUGAAGUCCGCAUCAGACUAGAUGAACUUGACUCUUCUACGGAUAAAGCUACUAAAGCUUCUUCUACGGCCGCCUCUGAUGCCAUCAAAGCUUUAUCCAAGGCAGAUGAACUAACAUCUCGCACCUUAGCACUAUCUUCUUCCCUAGAUGAAGCAUUUUACACAAUUCGGUCACAAGAGAACUCUAUCCGGUUGCUGCAAGAGACAUUGAAUUCGGUGCAACUAGAUGUUUCCAGCGAACUUUCCAAUAUUGAAUCAAUUUCAAAAAGAAUCACUAGCUUUGAAACUCUCCUUCUUGCAAGCGAAAAUAAUCUUUCGAAUUUGCAGGCGAAACAUUUUCUUCUAUCAAAUAGCAUGUCUAAGCAUGAAGGUGACUUUUCCUCGUUGCAAUCAAUGCUUGAAAAAAUAGAAAAUGUCUCCUAG